ACGCGCACCGCAAUCUAUUCAAUAAUAUACGCAUAUUUGCUUCGUUGAAAUGUAUUUUCAUUUAAAAAGGAAAUAACAUUAUAUAGAAAAACUGUAACGAAAGAAAAAGAAGAAUGGCUGACGGAUAUAGCAUUGAGACUGGACAGAAACGCACAUUUGGCUCUCUUGAUUAUGUUCUGUUUUCUUUGAUGUUUUGUUUUUCUGCCGCUAUAGGAUUUUACCAUGCAUAUAAGGAUAGAAACAAGAAAAAGACAGAAGAUUUUCAUCUUGGAGGUAGAAAGAUGCACCCUAUUCCAGUAAGCUUGUCGCUAUCAGCGACAUUUCUAUCCGCGUUAAUGCUCUUAGGGACGCCUUCGGAAAUCUAUACGAAUGGAACUAUGUUUUACUGGAUUACUGUCGCCAUGCUCAUAGCAACUGCCGGUGCUGCACAUAUCUUCUUACCAGUUUUCUACAGGCUGAACACAACCAGCUGUUUCCAAUACUUAGAGAUGAGAUUUGGAAAAGUUACCCGAACAAUUGCUUCUAUCUUGUUCCUGAUACAAACUGUGGUCUAUAUGGGAUUCGUACUGUACGCACCAUCGUUAGCAUUCGAAGCUGUGACCGGAGUCUCAUUAUGGGGUUGCAUGAUUGGCACAGCGGCCGUGUGCACGUUGUAUACAACACUUGGCGGUUUGAAAACCGUGCUUUGGACUGACAGUCUUCAAUUUAGUAUAAUGCUAGCUGGGCUUCUUGUAGUUCUUAUUGAAGGAACAAAGGCUACCGGGGGAUUCUCCAACGCAUGGGACAUUGCUAACGAUCAUGGGCGACUAAAAUUUGAUGAUUUCUCAUUUGACCCGAAAACAAGACACAGUGUGUGGACUGUAGCAAUUGGCGGAUCGUUUUUCUGGUUGUACCUUUACGGUAUUAAUCAAGCGCAAAUCCAGAGAGCGUGUUCUCUUCCCACUCUUCGACGUGCUCAGGUAGCUAUGUGGUUGAAUUUUCCAGGACUUGUUUUGAUUGUGACAUUGACCGUGUUAAUAGGCGUGGUUAUGUUUGCAUUUUACAGCCAAUGCCACCCAGUGAAGUUUGGAAUUGUAAACAAAAUUGACCAACUACUACCGUUGUUUGUAUUAGACACAUUGGGGACGGUACCGGGGCUUUCAGGGGUGUUCAUAGCCUGUGUCUUUAGUGGAGGAUUAAGUACUAUCUCAUCAGGUCUCAAUGCCAUGUCAGCCGUUCUGAUGGAAGAUUUCAUCAAACCAUUUUGUUGCGGAUCUGUUGUGAAGAAACAUGGCAUUUUUAUGUCUAAAGCACUAGUUGUUGUUAUUGGAGUUAUACAGUUCGGUGUAGCCGUACUGAUUUCUAGAUUCUCCGGUUUGAUCCUCCAGUUCUCAUACAGUAUGUACUCUAUCACCGCUGGACCAAUCUUUGGUCUCUUCGUCGCCGGAAUGAUAUUCCCAUGGACAAACAAAUAUGGUGCACCCAUUGGCUUUCUUGCAUCUUUAGCCUUUAUGUGCUGGUUAGGACUUGGCGCCUUGAUUGAGAAGCCAUCCGGAUAUAAACCUCUGCCGACAUACACAUUGGCGUGUAACUGGACGACGAUAGACAAGUAUCCGCCAGUAACAACUUUGGCACCAAUUGUAACCGGUUCUUCUACAAUAACAGAGGAACCAAUUCUUUACGACUUUUACCGAAUGUCUUACCAGUGGUACACGGGACUUGGAAUGAUAAUAUGCGUCUUUGUUUCUUUAUUGGCCAGCUUUUUAACGGGGUAUACAAAAGCGUCGACCAUCGACAGUCGGCUUAUGUGUCCUAUCUUAGACAUAUUGUUCCCAUUUCUUCCCGAAAAUAUACUUAAACCGUUGCGAUUUGGUGUAAAAUGA
Ruditapes philippinarum (Manila clam) is the source of this 1862-nucleotide messenger RNA. RefSeq names its product sodium-coupled monocarboxylate transporter 1-like. The coding region runs from base 114 to 1862 and encodes 582 amino acids. The record is from RefSeq and is a predicted model, not a curated record. The transcript has a single exon. Gene Ontology annotation, biological process: transmembrane transport; sodium ion transport. Gene Ontology annotation, molecular function: symporter activity. Gene Ontology annotation, cellular component: membrane. Lineage: Eukaryota; Metazoa; Mollusca; Bivalvia; Venerida; Veneridae.